This is a messenger RNA of Trifolium pratense (red clover), 1182 nucleotides long. RefSeq lists its product as uncharacterized. The record is from RefSeq and is a predicted model, not a curated record. Lineage: Eukaryota; Viridiplantae; Streptophyta; Magnoliopsida; Fabales; Fabaceae. The coding region runs from base 204 to 980 and encodes 258 amino acids. The transcript has a single exon.
UAAAAUGAAUAACAGUUUUCACCGAUUAAUUUUUUUUCUUCCAAUAAUAUCCCUAACCGCCUCGCUAUAUUUACAGAAUAACCCCUAAAACCCCACACAUCUAUUGUGACUCAUCAUGAUAUAAAACCCUCUCUACUCUGCCCCUAUUCCUCACGCAAAGAACCAAAGAGCGUGGUGAAUUUCUUCUUUUAAUUCGUCGGAAAAUGUUGUUUGACGGCGGAGGUAAGCCGUUUCCGGUGAUCUAUUGCGACGGUGAAACCGAAAUCAAUCUCGGAAUCCUCCAAGUGGACCCCACCAUGAAUAUCAAGACUCUUCUUUUCUUCCUCAGUGAGAAGACUAAGAUCUCGCCACAUCAGUUUUCUGUUUUUCUCGCUGAUCAAAAUAGUGACCGGAAAAUCCCUCUCACCGCUAAGGUCAACCUCGCCGCCGUAUGUUGUGACGGUGCGGCGUACUAUUUCUAUGUGAAGCGGUUUAGACGGCCUAAGAAGUCUCCGGUGAAGAACAAGAAUCUGUCCGAGAAACGAAUGCUUCAGCGUCUUGAUGGAACGAAGUUUAACGGUGUUCGGCAGAAGUUUGCGGCGGCGCCGUCGACGUCGACGACUGAAUAUGCUGAAAUGGAGAGAAGGAUGAUGAAUUGGAGGAAAGAAAGAGAGGCUUUUUUGAUUAGUAUGGGAAUCAAGGUUGAGUCUUUUAGAAAGGAAACGCUUAAAUUCCACGGUGGCGGAAGCGGUGGUGGAAGUGUCAACGGUGGUGGAAGUGUCAACAGUGGUGGAAAUGUCAACAGUGGCGAAAGUGUCAACGGUGGCGGAGGCGGUGGUGGAAGCGGUGGUGCUGUGUGUAGAGAGUGUUUGAUGGCGAGUUUGAAAGGGACUUCUGCUGAUUUCCAUUUGUGCUGUUAUGAUGAGGUAAUUGUAGGAUUCAGGACAUCGGCGGGACCGAUUUCCCGGCCGGUGAGAAAUUCCGGCGAGAAUGGUCACUGAUUUGUGUUGUUAUUUCUUCAGUUUUUCUUUCUGCUUCUCCUAUUGGUGAAAGACAGAAAUUGUGCAUAGAAAAUUAGGGUAAAUGAUCAUGUAUGGCAUGGUAUACCAUAAGUAAAGAAAGGUAUACCAUUAUGGAUUUUGAUUGUUCUUCUAGACAUCAUAAUAUACUAUUACUAUUAGACCGUUCGAUUUAAACUGUGUA